Trichechus manatus latirostris (Florida manatee) is the source of this 1270-nucleotide messenger RNA. It is a transcript of the gene IL10RB, whose product is annotated as interleukin 10 receptor subunit beta. Gene Ontology annotation, molecular function: protein binding; interleukin-10 receptor activity. Gene Ontology annotation, biological process: cytokine-mediated signaling pathway. The record is from RefSeq and is a predicted model, not a curated record. Lineage: Eukaryota; Metazoa; Chordata; Mammalia; Sirenia; Trichechidae. Gene Ontology annotation, cellular component: plasma membrane.
UGGCCCCUGUGGCCGGAUCGCCUUCCCAGCAGCGACGCGGCCAUGGCGCGGACUCUCGGGAUCUCGCUGGGCGGCUGCCUGCUGCUGACAGCAUUAGGAAUGGUCCCCCCUCCAGAAAACGUCAGAAUGCAUUCAGUUAAUCUCAAGAACGUUCUUCAGUGGGAGCCUCCUGCUUUUCCCGAGGGGAAUCUGACUUACACAGCUCAGUUCCAAAGUUAUAACAGCUUCCAAGAUAAAUGCAAGUAUACUACCUUGACGGAAUGUGAUUUCUCAAGUCUUUCCAAAUAUGGUGACCACACCUUGCGAGUCAGGACUGAAUUUGCAGAUGAGCAUUCAGACUGGGUAAACAUCACCUUUUGUCCUGUGGACGACACCAUUAUCGGACCUCCUGGAAUACAAGUAGAAGCGCUUGCUGAUUCUCUACAUAUGCGUUUCUUAGCCCCCAAAGUUGUGGAUGAACCUGAAACAUGGACCAUGAAGAAUUUUUAUACCUUGUGGGUUUAUAAUGUGCAGUACUGGAAAAAUGGCACCGAUGAAAAGUUUCAAAUUACCGCUCCGUAUGAUUUUGAGGUCCUCCGAAAUCUGGAGCUGUGGGCAACUUACUGUGUUCAAGUUCAAGGAUUUCUUCCUGAUCUGAACAAAACUGGGGAAUGGAGUCAGCCAGUCUGUGAGCAAACAACCGAUGACGAAACGACACCCUCCUGGAUUAUUGCCAUCAUCCUCAUCGCUUCGGUUUUCAUGGUCUUCCUCCUGCUCCUCGGUUGCUUGGCCUUGGUGUGGUACAUUUACAAGAAGACAAAGUACACCUUCGCCCCUGGGAAUUCUCUUCCACAGCACCUGAAAGAGUUUCUGAGCCGCCCGCAUCACAGUGCCCUGCUGUUUUUCUCCCUGCCGCCCUCUGGUGAGGAUGAAGUCUUUGACAAGCUGAGUGUCAUCACGGCAGACUUGGAAAGCAGCAAGCAGAGCCCUGGCGACAUCUGCAGCCUCGGUGCCUCGUCUCAGCAAGAAUCCCUACAGCCAGUGUCUGAGGAGGGGACACAGGCCCGGGGCACAGCGACCCCCCCACCUCUCCCGUCUGCCUCUGAGGGGCACCAGAGCGCCCAACAAGGGCCGAGAACCCCUGAGCAAACCCCAACUCUAGAACUCUUGGACACUGGACUUGUCUGAACAGCCAAAGAGCUAUAUUUUAAAGGCUUAUCUGGCCAAAAUACUCCAUCUUGGGACUUGUUGCUUUAUAAAGGAUUCGUUGAUUAAAAAAAAAAAAAGUUGG